UCUUAUUCGACUGUGGAGUUGUUCUGGUGUCGUGGAUUUUAAUUGAUAGUGGCAUAUCAGAAUUUUAUAUUUCGAGCAACUUUUAUUUGUCCAGCACUAUUGGGAUUCCCCUGAAAAUAUUUGUGUUUGCUUCUCUCAAUUGUUCGUGUAAUCUAUAGAAAAAGUUGAAGAUUUUUGUUAAAGGCAGAAUUAGAUAAGUCUGGAGGCUGCAGCCAGUAUUUUCUUCUAUCACAUUGGAUUAAAAAUGUGCAAUGUCUAGCAACUCCAAUGCAAAGCAACAGGAAUUGAAGCAUAUCGCUUCAAUUGUUCGCGCAUUAAUCACAUCCACCAAGCCACCGUGUUAUCUAAGAAAUAUUUUACGCGAAUAUAAUGAAGUAGAGAGCAAACAGCUGCCUUAUAAGAGUCUCGGAUAUAAAACAGCACAAGAACUCUUAGAAGAUACGGGAGAAUUUCACUUUAACGGCAAUCGCGGCGGAGGAGAUGUUAUAAUCGCCGCAAAACCCAGUGUAAAAACUGCUCAUAUCACUUCUAUGGUAAGAGGCCAGAAAGCCAGCAAGUCUACACGAAUUGCCCCAGUAAAAGCUGUAAAACAACCCCCUCGAAUGCUAUCGAAUCGUACAAACGGUUUCGGAUUUGGCAGUGGCGCUGGUGAUCGCAACAAUAACAGCAGUAACAAUUUCAACAGCUACAAUAAUCGCAGCAACAAUACUCCAACUGCACAUCAGCAUCAACAACAACAACAACAACAACUUCAACGUCAGCGAUCAAUGGGUAGUAAUAGCCAGCAAAUGGAUUUGCGGGAUAUGCUCAAUUCGAAGAAAAAUCAAAGAAUUCAGCAGCCCCAGUAUCAGACGAAUAGCGAGCAAUCGAAAUUACAAUCGCGAAUUGUUCAAAAUGAAAAUCAGGCACAACAACAACAACAAAGUGGUCCGAGAGCUAUAUUGGGCGCAGCUAAACCUUCCGGACCGAAAGAGGUUCAAAAUCAAACAGCGGAUAUGGAAAUAAAAAAUAGAAACACACCUCCUAAGGCACAACAGCCGCUGUCGCAAAAUUCUACAGCAACAACAACAACAAAUACAACGAGGCGAACACUACAAGUUGUGAUUGAUUCAACAAACCAAAAACCAAAUAUAAACCAAAGUAACCACCAGCAGCAACAAUCACAGGCAGCGCCAAUGGCAAGAUCAACAAAGCCCUUGGUUGUUUAUCAACCAAAUGCUACUGCUAAUCACCAUCCAACUAGUAAUUUAGCUUCCAGGCUGCAACAGAACCAGCAACCAACAUUGCCGCAGCCGCAGCAACAAGCGCAACAUAAGCAACAACAACAACCAGUAAAUGCUCACCAAGUAGUGCAGCCAGGUGAUGCAAUGAAAUCCGGCACGACGGGCAUUCAAAGUAGACUUAAAGUUGUUGCCCCGGAAUUUACACCAAACCAGCACAAACCCUCAUUUCAGCAUUAUAACCCCAAACUCGAUGCUAUUUCUGCUCUCAUUCAGUAUUGCCGUUCUAAGAACUAUUCUGCACCUCGUUUUAAUAGCAUGAAAGGUAAAUUUUCAAAUAGAACCUAUUCAUGCUGUGUCCAUGUCAAUGAUGUCAUAUACUCAACGUAUCCUCACGAAUAUGAGACUGAAUAUCAGGCCAAGGAGGCAUGUGCUAAUACAGCUUUGGCCAAACUCAAAAUGCAAGAGAAGAAACGUCCUAUGCCACCCUGCUCAUUUUCUGGCACCAAAUUAUUGGAUAAGCUGUACACAGAGUUGUUGAAACAUCCCCAUGGUAUAUUUGCCAAGAAUCUGCCAGAAUGGUUUGAAACAACAUUUGAGCAGUCAUUACCUGAAGAUUGGUGGAUCAUGAUACAAGAAUCUAGCCUAUUUACUACAGAGACUGGACUUAGUAAAGUCAUAAUAUUUGCAAAUAAGGAUGCCGAUAGAGAUCUCACACCUCUGGAUGACAAGACAAAAGUCAUACAAAUCGAUCCCAUAUGUCUGCCCUGGUCGGAAGAUUAUUGGUCUAUUUUAGUGACGCAUUGUGCCUCCACCGUUGAAAUAUGGGGACGCCUCUUCGGUGCUGAGUAUUCAGUGCGCUUUACUGCCUUAAUGAAUGACAUCAAUGUCUAUAUGGCAAACAAAAAAGAGCGCCCCGUCUCCAUAACACGCAAGAAUAUAUAUCUGGUCUUUCAAGACGAUUGCUGGAACAGAGUUCGAGUGGAAGAACUGGAUAAAUCGAAAGGUUCUGCUUUGUGUUUCUUCAUAGAUUUCGGAGAUGCCGAUUGGCAGCCUGUUGAUAAGUUAAUGAUUUGUGAAAGUCACUUUCUCAAAUUGCCCGCCCAAGCUGUGCCAUUUUGUUUGUAUGGCCUAGAGGACUUUGAGGGCAAUCCCAAAGCCCGCACAUGUUUGGAAGACCUAUUUGCCAACAAGUCCGUUGUUGGCAAGAUAUUUACCAAAGAAUCUGAAUUUUACGACACAAAUUCAAAGUUUCAUGGUAAAGUUCAGGUUGUUCUCUUUGAUACAUCCACCGCAGAGGAUGUCAAUCUUAACCAAGAGAUUUCCAACAUGAUAUGCCAUCAAUCAUUGACGCCAGAAAUCAAUCCAACAACGGUUAACAACAUUUUUGUGACACAUAUAGGUGACAAUGGUGAUAUCUUUGUGCAAGUCAAGAGCGCUGAACUGAAGUAUAUACAAAGUUUGUUACAACAAACAGUGGAAACACGUUUUAAACGAGAUCAGCACAAAGUUACUUUUGAAGAUCUUAAACGUUCCACUAUGUUUCUUAUAUGUGAUGAUGAAGAUGCCAACGAUGUUAAGUGGUAUCGUGGUGCGUUGGCCGAUGCCAAAAAUCUCAAACCAGACAGUGAUAAAUUCCCCAUGUAUUUCGUUGACCAGGGCAUAACGAAAACGACUGAUAUCUCAAAAAUAUUCCUCUUGGAAAGUUUAAGCUUGGCCUUAAGCAAAUUUCCCGAGCAAGCCAUAAAAGUUCGUAUGCAUAAUAUACCCGAUAUAACAAAAGACAUAGUGGGACGCAUACGUGGACUAUUGCCUAAAGAUUGUGAAGCUUUGGCAAAAAUGGUAGUGGCCGGACCUGUGCCACUUGUAACAAUACACACACGUUUAGAGGGCCCUGGUAUAUUGGUUACCAUUAACGAUGUAAUACGCAAUGAACACGAACUUAUGGGAUGUUCAGAUUUGUUACCAGGAGCCUCUGGUGGGGCAGACAAUAACAGAGACUCUUCGAAAUUCGCUUUAGAUUUUUCGAAAACCACACAAAACAAUGCCAACGCCAUGGGCAAUUUGUCUUCUCCAUCUACUCCCACGUCGAAUGCAUUCAUUGAUAUCACACAACCAUUGUUGACCACAAUGCCUGGAUCACCACAGAAAGUAAGUGAUUUGCCGAAAUUGUGCAAUUACAGCGCUAUACCUGCCAUAGGCGAUUAUUUCGAAGUGCGCAUAACCAUGUCGGCAAAUCCUUCUAAUUUCAUUAUUCAACCUUAUAAGGAUUAUCCUAAUCUAAGGACGCUAAUGAAAGAGCUACAAGUUUUCUGUGAGAACAGUGAUGAAUUCAUUCCAACCGAUAUGGUAGACAUUGGAGAAGCCUAUGCAGCUAAAAAUGCCGAUGGAUUCUUUCACAGAGUUACAGCCGUCAAAAAAUACGGUGACAUGAUUCACGUACGUUUUUGCGACUUUGGUGAUAGCGCCACUUUAGACAGCAGCCAAUUAAAAAUAUUGCCCCUGAAAUUCCGUCAAUUACCCAAAAUGGCUGUUCCAGCUAAGCUUUAUGGCAUUAAAGCUGUCAACGCUGAAUGGACAUUGGAUGACUGUUUAUUCUUCCGUAAAUUAACUGUUGGCCAAACAUUUGUGUCGGUCAUUAAGAACAUUAAAUACGACAAAGACAACUCGCUUCUCUCACCCAUACUCGAACUGGAACUUAUUGACGUCACCACCGACGAAGAUGUAUACGUUCAUCAACUCCUGCUCGAUGAGGAGCGAGCAAUUAAAGAAAAUUAAUUUUAAUUUCAAUUUAAUUCUACACUAACUGCUAGUUCACAAAUGAACGCCAUUUUUUAUACGACGCCUUAGUCUAUCGAUUUACUAUUACGUGUUGAUCGCGUACCAGACGAUUUUCUUAAUUCUUCAAUUUGGAAAACUUUACGAAAAAUUUCAUCACAUUCCGAGUUAAUGUUCAUUUAAAUUCUUUCAUUUCAAAAUGUUUAUCAUACAAUUUGUUUUUGUUUUUUUUAUAACACAUAGGCAUAUAGGUUAUUUAAUUUUAUUAAAUUGUCUUGUUUUUAUUUAAACGAAAAGAAUUAUAUCGAUACUAUUUUAAAUUAACUCCCAACUCAGUUUUUUUUCAUUAUUAUUAUUAUUAUAAUAAUAAUCACCCAUUUGUUAAUAAAAUAUUUAUGUACGAAUACAUAAUUUCGCAAAAAAAAACAAAAAACAACAAAAAAAGAGAAUUAUAGACAUGAAUAGACACUAAUGUUAUUGGAAAAACAUGUACUCUAAAAUAUGCAACAAAUAUAAACAUAACAUUUCAUAAUAAAACCAAAAACACCCUACUUAAAAAGUAAA
Messenger RNA from Stomoxys calcitrans (stable fly), 4562 nucleotides. It is a transcript of the gene tapas, whose product is annotated as tudor domain-containing protein 7. The record is from RefSeq and is a predicted model, not a curated record. The transcript has 13 exons. Gene Ontology annotation, biological process: spermatogenesis. NCBI's taxonomy places the organism in Eukaryota, Metazoa, Arthropoda, Insecta, Diptera, Muscidae. The coding region runs from base 252 to 3998 and encodes 1248 amino acids.